Molecule: messenger RNA, 2064 nt
Organism: Chilo suppressalis (striped riceborer)
Lineage: Eukaryota; Metazoa; Arthropoda; Insecta; Lepidoptera; Crambidae
Source: the annotation of a GenBank genome assembly
CACGACACGACUGAAGUUGACAUUGACAAGUUAACAUAAACAUAACAUAACCUCAACUCAAUGUGGAAACCACCACCUUUUGCUAAACUAAUUAAUAUUUAAAAUAAAGUAGACCAAAAUGAGUGCAGAGCCAACAGAAAAUGGUACAAAUAUAAAGAGAAUCAGAAAGAAACGUAAAAACUUUUUGGCCAACGCUAAAAAGUAUGCGAAAAAAGGUCAAAUGGGCCGUGGUGCCCGAAUGUCUGACGAUUUGUAUCAAUACUUUGUUGGAAUACUUGAUGCCAUGAAGCAGGGAGUCGAAGAUGAAGAGGAAAGAGUUGCUUUGGUCAACAACGUAUUAGAAAGAACAAAAGGCGAAGAGCUAAAUGUUGUCGGUAACCAGCUUGGAUGCAGAGUCAUUGAACUGUUGCUGCCGUUCGCAUCUGCUGAAGAUCUGGAGCGCUUCAUGGAUAUACUUUCUCCGGAGUUACGUAGACUUUGCUCUGAUAAUUUCUCCAGUCAUGUUGUAGAAACAUUACUCAGGGUGUCAUGUUGUAGAGCCGUAGAGAACUUACAAAACGUUGAUCCUGAAGAAGAUGUGCCAAUAAAGAAGAAAAAGAAAAGUAAAACAGACUCAAAAUACAGUGAAGAACAUAUACAAAAGUGUUACGACUUCACAAUUAAGAUUUGUAAAUAUGCUUUGAAUAAUCUCGAGGAUUUCGUUUGGGACAAUUAUGCUAAUCACAUAUUGAGGAGUGCAAUCAAAUGUUUGAGUGGCAUAACUCUGCUACCCGGAGAAAAACCCAAAACAAAUAUGUUCAAAGAGACCGUUAAAGAUGAUAAAGGUAUACCACCACACUUAAUGACGAUGGAGUAUAAAGUUGUUCCUGAUGAGUUUAAAGAAAUAGUAAAGGAUUUCGCAAAUAGAUUAUCAUCUUGGCCUCAAUUCAAAGACUUGCCUUACCAGAAUUUGACAUCAGCGUUAUUGCAAGUGCUGCUGUAUGCAGUAAAAAAUGUAGAUAGUUCUAUAACUAAAGAUUUAGUGAAGAAAUUGUUAAAUGAAAGUUUUGCUCCAGAUGAUUGGGUAUCAAAUGAGUCUGAUGAAAAAAAGAAUGAUGAAAAAGUGGAUGCAGACAUGAAAGAAGAUGUAAAUGAAUCGGUGGCAAUAACAGCUACACCACUGCCUCCAGUUUUUGAAAAUCAGUCUGCAGUAAGAUUGUUAGAGGCAGCAUUGUUUGUGGCAAGAAAGAAGAUGUACACUCAGAUUUAUGCAAAAUGCUUUAUAAACAGGCUUGGGCAGUUAGCCACUGUGCCCAUGCUCAACUUCACUGUGCAACGACUCAUCGACAACUGCCAGGUCAAAGAAGAGUUCGAGCCGAUGUUCGACGAGCUGUGUGGCAAGUUCUCGGCGUUAUUGUUUUGUGGCAACUCUGGCGUGUUGGUGGCGAUCGCCAAAGCGUGCCUUAGAAUACGAGCGAGACAAACGCAGUUCAUAGCGAGUCUUGAAAGUGCUCUCAACAUCUCAGAAGAUGGCAAGCAUUUCUCGGUGUGUUGCCUGCGACUGCUACCCAAAGAGAAGAUAGACUUGACCACCCUGGACAAGGAGUACUUUAUCCAUGUGCACGGAUCUGUAAUACUGCAGACUAUUCUACAGUUUCAGCGUCCAGCGAAGGCAGUGAACAGUCUGCUAGAGUUGAGCAGUGAUGAAUUAAUGGUGAUCUUGGCUGAUGCGAAAGGAAGCCAUGUGGCUGAUGCCUUCUGUUCAUCAACAUGCGUAGGGGUCAAGGCCAGGGAUAAGCUCAUAUGGAAACUGAAGGGUUUCUACCAGAAACUGGCAUUAUCUCAAUACGGCUCAAGAGCAUUCGAACGUAUUUUCGAAGCGGCCAGUGAUGAACAGAAAGUCAAGAUUAUGUCAGAACUGUCAGACAAGAGUAGUCUUCUCAACAGCACCAGCUAUGGGAAACUUAUCGCCAACAAGCUGGACUUGGCUACCUUCAAACUGUCACAGAAGAAAUGGGAGCAGGCGAGAUUGAAGAAAAGUGUUGUAGAAAAAUAAAAAAAAAUAAAAAAAUACAUUGUAAUUCU